AGUCUUGUCUAUUCUAGUUCUAGUUUUAAAGAACCUGUGUGAGGCUUACCUGCAAGAGAGAGAUCAGACACUCGUACUCUGCAAGGAGCACAAGAGGAAACUGGAGCUCUUCUGUCAGGAUGAUCAGGAGCUUGUGUGCCUGGUGUGUCGAGACUCAAAAUUACACAAAACUCACAACUUCAGUCCUGCUGGAGAAGCAGCCUCUGAGAUGAAGGAGGAGCUCAAGGCCAAACUGCAGCCUCUACAGGAGAAACUGAAGGAGUUUGAGGAAGCUAAAGUUACCUGUGAUGAAACAGCUGAGUACAUUAAGACUCAAACCCUGAAUACAGAGAAGCAGAUCAAGGUGGAGUUUGAGAAGCUUCACCAGUUUCUCCGAGAUGAAGAGGCAGCCAGGAUAGCUGCACUGAUGGAGGAAGAGGAGCAGAAGAGUCAGAUGAUGAAGGAGCAGAUUGAGAAGAUGAGCAGAGAGAUCUCAUCUCUUUCAGACUCAAUCAGAGCCAUAGAGGAGGAGAUGGGAGCUAAUGACAUCAUAUUCCUGCAGAACUACAAGAGCACAGUGGAAAGAGCCCAGUGCACACUGCAGGAUCCAGAGAGGGUUUCAGGAGCUCUGAUCAAUGUGGCAAAGCACCUGGGCAACCUGAAGUUCAGAGUCUGGGAGAAGAUGCAGGAGACUGUUCAGUACACUCCUGUGACUCUGGAUCCCAACACUGCACACCCAAAACUCAUCCUGUCUGAGGAUCUGACCAGUGUGAGAUGUGGUGAUGUGAGACAGCAGCUUCCUGAUAACCCAGAGAGAUUUGAUACGUAUGGCAGUGUGCUGGGCUCUGAGGGCUUUAACUCAGGGACUCACUGCUGGGAUGUGGAGGUUGGAGAGAACACAUACUGGGAUGUGGGUGUGAAGGCAGAGUCGACCCAGAGGAAGGGAGUAUAUGGCUGUGGUGUGAGUGGAGAGUGGACUGUGUAUUAUAAAGAUGGUAAAUAUGGAGCAGGUGCUGCACCACAGCCUGACACUCUCCUCACAGUGCAGCAGAAACUCCAGAGGAUCAGAGUGCAGCUGGACUGGGACAGAGGAGAGCUGUCAUUCUCUAACCCUGAUAAUAACACACACCUACACACUCUCACACACACUUUCACUGAGAAAGUGUUUCCAUUCCUUAAUGGCUGUAAGGUGUCUCCUCUGAGGAUCCUCCCAGUGAAGGCCUCAGUAAGAGUAGAGCAGCACAGAUAGAGCUGAUUCUGCCUCUUCACCAGAACUGAUUCACAGAGAGGGAAGCUUGAGAAAACUGUAUGAUAAAAACAAGGCCAAGUGAACACUGCACUAGUGCCCCCUCAUAUGAUAAUGUGAAGCUGAACUGCUGUGUUUUAAAUGAGUGAAGACUUAGAUAAACUUAAAUAAACUGAUCAUGUGAUUUUUACCUUUUGUUUUAUUGAUUUGUUUUAAUUCAGAGGAUCAGAGUGCAGCUGGACUGGGGCAGAGGAGAGCUGUCAUUCUCUGAUCCUGAUAAUAAUACACUCCUACACACUUUCACACACACUUUCACUGAGAGUGUUUCCAUUCUUUAAUAGUGGUGUAUUUCCUCUGAGUGUUGUAGCAGUGAAGGCCUCUUUGUCAGUACAGCAGCCCAGUUAGAGCAGAAACUGUCUUUGUCUGAACAAGAGCUGACAUGCAGAGAUGGAUGGAGACAUUUGAUUGUCAGUCAUGAGUCACUCACACAGUAACUACAGUCAAUCUAAUAUCUGACCUCCGAGGCAUUGUCCUCUGGGUACUUUAAUUGAAUUUCUGAUAUUCUGUGCUUAGACUCCUCUGAAACAACUGCUGAUUUUCUAUGAUUUAUAACACUAGGUUUGUUAUCCAGGUCUGUGUUUCUACACUGCUGCCACAAGCACAUCAAAAUAUCAGAUCAGUAAAUUGUAAUAAUUCCUUAAUACUUAAUAAGGUUUUAUCACUUGCGCUCAAUCGGACUCGCGGCACCUUGACCAGCAUCUGUUGCACACGGCGGCGCAACCAACACACACUUCAUGCUCUAUAAAUGAAUGAACAUAACCAAAUACUUCAACACUUUCGUUCACCGUGUGUAUUAUCAUGUGUAUUUCAUAAACAUUUAACCUCUCCAGUGAUAAACAGCAAUUAAACCACCCUCCCCUCCCACAGCCUUUCAAAUCUUUAUUCUGUGGAUCUGUUACAAAAUGAUGUGGACAUUUCUGUUGAGUCUCUCCUGUUUAGAGCUUAGCUCAUUUAGAGGGCCAUGUGGUGGACA
Sardina pilchardus (European sardine) is the source of this 2258-nucleotide messenger RNA. Its product is annotated as zinc-binding protein A33-like. Gene Ontology annotation, biological process: protein ubiquitination. Gene Ontology annotation, cellular component: cytoplasm. The coding region runs from base 209 to 1228 and encodes 339 amino acids. The record is from RefSeq and is a predicted model, not a curated record. Gene Ontology annotation, molecular function: ubiquitin protein ligase activity; protein binding. The transcript has 6 exons. Lineage: Eukaryota; Metazoa; Chordata; Actinopteri; Clupeiformes; Clupeidae.